Messenger RNA from Salvia miltiorrhiza (redroot sage), 1168 nucleotides. RefSeq names its product glycine-rich cell wall structural protein-like. The transcript is spliced from 2 exons. Lineage: Eukaryota; Viridiplantae; Streptophyta; Magnoliopsida; Lamiales; Lamiaceae. The record is from RefSeq and is a predicted model, not a curated record. The coding region runs from base 54 to 992 and encodes 312 amino acids.
CCAACAUUCUCAUCCUAAACAAAAAAUACAACUAUUUCACAACUCGAAGAAAAAUGAAUUCCAAACCGAUUGUUCUUCUCGGCCUUUUAGCUCUUCUAGUUUCUUCAGAAGUAGUUUCAGCCAGCAGAGAACUCGCUGAGAAAACUAAUGCCGUCGAUCCAUCUGAGAAAACCAACGGAGAUGCGGCCAAAGACCAAGGUGGAUAUGGAGGUUUUCCCGGCGGCGGAAAUGGAGGUUUUCCGGGCCGCGGUAAUGGAGGUUUUCCCGGCGGCGGAAAUGGAGGUUUCCCGGGCGGCGGAAAUGGGGGUUUUCCCGGCGGCGGUAAUGGAGGUUUUCCGGGCCGCGGUAAUGGAGGUUUUCCUGGCGGCGGAAAUGGUGGUUUUCCCGGCGGCGGUAAUGGAGGUUUUCCUGGCGGCGGAAAUGGAGGUUUUCCGGGAGGCGGUAAUGGUGGUUUUCCCGGCGGCGGAAAUGGAGGUUUCCCGGGCGGCGGAAAUGGUGGUUUUCCCGGCGGCGGUAAUGGAGGUUUUCCGGGAGGCGGUAAUGGAGGUUUUCCGGGCCGCGGUAAUGGUGGUUUUCCCGGCGGCGGUAAUGGAGGUUUUCCUGGCGGCGGAAAUGGAGGUUUUCCGGAAGGCGGUAAUGGAGGUUUUCCCGGCGGCGGAAAUGGAGGUUUUCCGGGAGGUGGUAAUGGAGGUUUUCCUGGCGGCGGAAAUGGUGGUAAUGGAGGUUUUCCCGGCGGCGGAAGUGGAGGUUUUCCGGGCGGCGGUAAUGGAGGUUUUCCCGGCGGCGGAAAUGGAGGUUUUCCGGGAGGUGGUAAUGGAGGUUUUCCUGGCGGCGGAAAUGGCGGUAAUGGAGGUUUUCCCGGCGGCGGAAAUGGAGGUUUUCCGGGAGGCAGAAAUGGAGGUUUUCCCGGCGGCGGAAAUGGAGGUUACCCCGCCCCGCCGGCGGUUGCAGCGACUGGUGAUAAAAAGGCGGAGGUCGACACUCACAACUAAGCAAGGCAGCCUUAAAUAUAAUUAAGCCUAAUUAAGAUGUAAUGAAUAAAAUGCAUGCAUGGGCGUACAUACAUACAUGCUCGUGGUGUGCCGGUUUUACUUGUUAUAUAUAUUAUGAUGAUGUAACCGUCUGAUUUAUGUAAUUUUGCUUUCGCUAAUACACCAAGUUUCAAGUA